Molecule: messenger RNA, 1033 nt
Organism: Ceutorhynchus assimilis (cabbage seed weevil)
Lineage: Eukaryota; Metazoa; Arthropoda; Insecta; Coleoptera; Curculionidae
Source: the annotation of a GenBank genome assembly
AGAAAACAUUUUCCGGCAAGCAUCGUCAGAUGGUUGUAAUUUUUAAUGAUUGUAGACAUUACAUAAUGAUCGUUAUUUGUUUCUGAAAUAUAUGAGUUUCAGAACUUUGAGGGGAAGGUGUGUGGUAACGGCAACUACGCAUACUGACGUAUAGCAACACUGAGCAUGCGUCCUACAGAGGACGUCAUCCAGAGAGCAGCCUGAGGAGCUCUCUCUCUCAAUCCAGCCAACCUAGAAGAAGGUUCUCCCAAUCGUGUUCGUGAAAUAAAAUGUCCGAUCGUUAUAUACUCUAAAUGUUUUAUGUAAUAUUGGGAGUGAAAUAAAAACCCUCUUCAGACGACUACCUUUAUUAAUAUCUUGAACCCCAAGAUACAACAUUAACCAACAUAUUUGAUUUUAUAAUAGGAAAACGUGGAUGAUUACUCAUUCAUAUUUUUGUGUAAAUUUAUCAGUUGUUAAAAUCAAAUCAUGUAUAAUCAAGGAGGCGGAGGUCAACAUGGUGGUCCCCCUGGCAGCGGUCACUGGGGACCAGGAGGCGGAAACUCACACGGUGGCCCACCUGGCGGUGGUCAAUACGGACCUGACGGAGGUUGGGGCAGCAAUCACAGUGGUCCCCCAGGAGGUUUCAAUGGCCCACCAGGAGGUUUCAAUGGUCCACCAGGAGGAUUUAAUGGUCCACCAGGAGGAUUCAAUGGCCCACCAGGAGGUUUCAAUGGCCCACCAGGAGGUUUUAAUGGCCCACCGGGAGGUCCAGGUGGUUUUGAUGGUCCAGGAUGUCCGGGAGGUUUCGGAGGGCCAGGUGGACAACAUGGAGGACCUCGUUAUUAAUUUUUAAGAUAAAUCUAGGAUAUUAUUUAUACUUUAUAUUUUAAUAGCAAGAUAAAAGAACAUUUAUUUUAAAGCUUUAUUGUAUGAUUUUUUUAUAAUUUGAAUCUUUAAAAAAAAAAUUAAUAAAAAUGAGUAAAGUUAACAAAUAGUUCGUAAUAGAUUAGUUAUUUUUAACCAGUGAUUUUGGCGUUUUAUUUACAUGAUA